Molecule: messenger RNA, 959 nt
Organism: Dama dama (fallow deer)
Lineage: Eukaryota; Metazoa; Chordata; Mammalia; Artiodactyla; Cervidae
Gene: EFNA2
Product: ephrin A2
Exons: 4
Coding region: 1-642 (213 amino acids)
Biological process (GO): axon guidance; ephrin receptor signaling pathway; osteoclast differentiation
Cellular component (GO): plasma membrane
Molecular function (GO): ephrin receptor binding
Source: RefSeq, a predicted model, not a curated record
AUGGCGCCCGCGCAGCGCCCGCUGCUGCCGCUGCUGCUGCUGCUGUUGCCGCUGCCGCCGCCGCCCUUCGCGCACGGCGAGGACGCCGCCCGCGCCAACUCGGACCGCUACGCCGUCUACUGGAACCGCAGCAACCCCAGGUUCCACGCGGGCGCGGCAGACGACGGCGGCGGCUACACCGUGGAGGUGAGCAUCAACGACUACCUGGACAUUUACUGCCCGCACUACGGGGCGCCGCUGCCGCCGGCCGAGCGCAUGGAGCACUAUGUGCUGUACAUGGUCAACGGCGAAGGCCACGCCUCCUGCGACCACAGGCAGCGCGGCUUCAAGCGCUGGGAGUGCAACCGGCCCGCGGCGCCCGGGGGCCCGCUCAAGUUCUCCGAGAAGUUCCAGCUCUUCACGCCCUUCUCUCUGGGCUUCGAGUUCCGCCCAGGCCACGAGUACUACUACAUCUCUGCCACACCGCCCAAUGCUGUGGACCGACCCUGCCUGAGACUGAAGGUUUAUGUGAGGCCAACCAAUGAGACCCUGUAUGAGGCCCCUGAGCCCAUCUUCACCAGCAAUAACUCCUGCAGUGGCCUGGGCAGCUGCCAGCUCUUCCUCAGCACUGUCCCCGUGCUGUGGACCCUCUUGGGCUCCUAGCCUGCCACAGGACAUCAGCUCCACCUUGACGGCCCGCCUCUGAGACCAAAUAGAGACGCCGUUCCUCCUACCACUGGUGCUGCUCUGGCAAGCGGGACUGUCCACACGUCCCAGGCUGGCUGGGGCAGGGGCAGCUGAGGCCCCCCCAACCCGCGCCUGAGAGGCUGGUUGUCCGCCCAGCUCAUGGCCACGCUGUCUUGUCUGGAGGCCCUGGUGAACCCGGGGACCUCUUGGCAAUGUUGGAUUUUUGUUUUGUUUUGUUUUUAGUGUAUUUUUCAUGGUUGGGUCGGAAAGACUUGAGUUUCUAAUUUAAUUUA